Messenger RNA from Paramecium tetraurelia, 1410 nucleotides. RefSeq lists its product as uncharacterized. The transcript has 2 exons. Lineage: Eukaryota; Ciliophora; Oligohymenophorea; Peniculida; Parameciidae. The record is from RefSeq and is a predicted model, not a curated record.
AUGAGUUUUUAAGGUUUUUUAGUGAAGAAAACAAUUUAACAGUUUCCAAUUCGAUAGAGACCUGUAUAUUACGAGGACUACACAGAUUAAAACCUAGUACUCUUCAUUAAUAAGAAAUUGGCUGAUUUAAGAUUUAAAAGUGGCAGCAACGAUCUAUCGGCAAAGCGCAUCAUGAAUUUAAAGAUUAAGAUUCCUAAGGAUAAAAAUACUGAUGGUCCAAAGAUGAAGAGGAAGGCUUCUCUUAAAUAAAAAACCGUCUCUGAAGAUGAGUCAGAAAAGAAAACUAAGUACAAAUUCCGAUCUCCAUAAGCAAAACCUGAAGUAAAACUUGCUUCAUAACUAAAUGAUGAAUUGCUUAAAUAACAUUAAAUCUCAUAGUUAUUCCAAGAGUACAAACUAGCAAAUUUGAAGGCAAAUCUAGUGAGAUUGAAAUCAAAGAAAAAUUAUGAAUUGAACGAAUUGAAUCAUAUAGAAUUGGAAGAUGAUGAACAAGUCAAGUUCUUUCUGUAGGAGAUAUGCAAGAAUCAUCCUGAAAUUGAAGUUAGUCAAUUACUACAAGUAGAUGUUGAAAAGAAGUAAAUAAAAAUGGAGAGUCAGAAAUAAACAUUGCAAGAAUUAAUUGAGAAGCGUAUUAAGUAAGAACAAAAUGAAAAUUUGGUCAAGAUGGAACAACAAUACUAAAAGAACUUAGUAAACAUAUACAAAGAAACCAGAUAUGAUUAAUUUGAACCCGAAUUCAAAAAGCAAGGAUAAAUCAAUAUUUGUAAAAUCAAGAAACAGAAAGAGACUUAAGACAAAAUGUUCUCGGAGAUCUUCAAAGUCAAACAUCCCACAUCUGAACACAAUUAAAAACAACAUUAUUUUCGUAGACAAUAUGUUACCCCCACUAAAAAACAUCAAGCUGCCAAAUCAUAAUAAUUCUAAAACAAUAUCUUUCUUUCUUAACCAGAUACUAUUUAAAUUACUCCUCAAACCUCAAUCAUCAAUGAAUUCAAAGUAAGUCCCCUCACUACCUCCGUUGGAACUUACAGUGAUAUCAAGUCUCCUCUGAAUUCUUAUAGGAAAAAUGAUUUCAGUUUAAAGUUGAAAACCAUUAUGGACAAAUGUGACAUCAUUGAAGUCGAAUAAGCCAAACAUAAUGAAAUCAUUAAGAAAAAAAUGAAUAAGAUGGGAAAAGAGAUGUAUCAUCAUUUCGAAACUGCCAGAAACAGAUACCAAAAUCAAGAAAUGGAAAUUGAUGUCAAUGAAGGUUUUGAACGCUUCUUAUAAGAAAAUCAAUUUAAAAGGAAAUUGAUACAAUAUCAGGUGAAUUAAGUUCAAAAUCUCCAUGAAGUUCUAAGUUAAAGGGCUAAAAGAGAAAUGACCAAUAAUUUUAUGGGUACAGAUUUAGACAAAAGACAAUUAAUUUGA